AUGGCAAGAUUCAUCACCUUUUUCGCAGCUGUCGCCGCCGUGGCCGCUGCCGCCGAGUCGGAGUCGAAAGUUCAUCAGCUAACUGAUGAUAAUUUGGAAGACUUUGUCAAGAACCACAAGUACGCUUUGGUGAAGUUCUAUGCUCCCUGGUGUGGUCACUGCAAGAAGAUUGCCCCUGAGUUCGAACAGGCUGCCAAGGAGCUUGCUGAAGAGGUAGGGGAGGAGAAGCUCGCCCUAGGUGAGCUCGAUGCUACCGAGCAUAAGAAGAUGGCCGAGAAGUACGGCGUUCGUGGGUAUCCCACUUUGUAUUGGUUUGUCGACGGUGAGCACUCGGAGUACGGUGGUGGACGAACUGCUGCUGACAUUAAGUCUUGGUGCGUCGAUAUGACUGGUCCCGCGGUGAAGAAGAUCGAUAGUCGUAAGCUGGCCGAGGAACAAGCUGAGACCAAGCCCAUCUGUGUUUAUGAGGGACGUGAGGCCUCUUCUGAUUUCGAGGAGGUCGCCGCGAGCAAGAGAUCGGAAUUCACCUUCUAUCAUGUCGCUACAGAGUCUGACAAGCCAAAGGUCACCGUCCAGCAUAAAGGUGAGGAGGCUGUUGUCUGUGACGAUAUCUCCGUCGAUGGUCUUAAGAAGUGCCUGAAGGACAAUACCCUUCCUCUUUUCGGUGUCCUCGAUGGUGAGUCCUACGGUAAGUACAUGUCUGCUGGCAAGGGUCUUGUAUGGGGCUGCUUCGAGCUGGAGUCGAGCGAAGAUCUUGAGAAGGUUGCUGAUGAGCAUCGUCCUAUUAUGAACGAGCUUGCCAAGGAGUUCCAGGAACAGUUUGCAUUCACUUACAUUGAUACUGUUCAGUUCAAGAGCGCUAUCGAGGGAAUGCUCGGUGUGACCGAGUUUCCGACUCUGGCGGUCAACAAGAAGGCCGGUGAUAAGAUGAAGUAUUUGUAUACCGGUGAGAUGACCAAGGCCAAGAUAGCCGAGUUCCUCAAGGGUGUUCUCGAUGGCACUGUCGAGCCAACCUUGAAGUCUGAGCCUGUUCCUAGCUCUCAGGACGAGCCCGUUCACGUCGUCGUUGGUUCGACUCUCGAGAAGGAUCUUUUCCAGGCCGAUAAGGAUGUUCUUUUUGAGGUUUACGCUCCUUGGUGUGGUCACUGCAAGCAGCUCGCUCCUGAGUACGAGAAGGUCGCCAAGAAGGUUGCUAAGGAGGGUGUCGAUGAUAUGAUUGUCAUCGCUAAGAUGGAUGGCACUGCUAAUGAUUCUCCGAUCGAGAGUAUCACAUGGGACGGAUUCCCGACUCUCUAUUAUAUAAAGGCUGGUGAGAGCGAGCCUGUCAAGUACGAUGGUCCCCGUGAGGCUAAAGGCAUCUGGAAGUGGAUCAAGAAGCAUCAUUCUAACGCUGAGGCUCUGAAGGAGCGUCUUGCUGCCUCUAGGGCUACUGAGAAGGAGGAAGAAGAGGACAGUAAGGGCGAGAAGGAUGAGGAGUUGUAAAGAGCAUAAAGCGGUGACUGCUUUUUGAAGCUGCCGUGAUAUGCACUAGCUUUGUCAGGAUGAGGUUAUUUACGGAGUGGUCGUAGAUACUUUUUAAGUUUUC
This is a messenger RNA of Perkinsus marinus ATCC 50983, 1585 nucleotides long. Its product is annotated as protein disulfide isomerase, putative. Gene Ontology annotation, cellular component: endoplasmic reticulum. Gene Ontology annotation, molecular function: protein disulfide isomerase activity. The coding region runs from base 1 to 1482 and encodes 493 amino acids. The record is from RefSeq and is a predicted model, not a curated record. The transcript has 2 exons. Lineage: Eukaryota; Perkinsozoa; Perkinsida; Perkinsidae. Gene Ontology annotation, biological process: protein folding; response to endoplasmic reticulum stress.